AUGAGAAGAAGACUUUUCGAAAUAAAUGGUAAGAAGGUAGGUUACUAUCAAAAUGAACGAGAUGUAUUUAACGAAGAAGAUGAAGAAGGGUUAGAAGAAGAUGAAGUUAUCAAACCUUUAACAAAUGGCGUGGAAAAUCCCGAAUACUUCGAUACGCCUCGACAAAACGGGUUAAGUGGCAGUGUAUAUAAACCCAAUCCAAAACCUAGAAAAAUUGACUAUUAUAACGACUUAAACCAAGUUUCACCGGUGGAAAAAAAACAAUUGAUCUUACGAGUGAACAGUAAUGAAGGCGGCCAUGAAACUAGUAUAUAG
Lottia gigantea (owl limpet) is the source of this 315-nucleotide messenger RNA. RefSeq lists its product as hypothetical. The transcript has 2 exons. Lineage: Eukaryota; Metazoa; Mollusca; Gastropoda; Lottiidae. Bases 1 to 315 code for a protein of 104 amino acids. The record is from RefSeq and is a predicted model, not a curated record.